GUUAUAAACAAAUAAUUACUAUAUCUUUAUUUUUUUUUAUUUUUUAACUAUCUAGUUUUUUUCAAAUCUUCAAAUCAACAUAAUUUAAAAUGGCCUCAGUCCCAGCUGGUAGUGUUGCAUGUUUAGCCAAUGCUAUAUUAAACUUACGUAGUUCAACUGACUUUAAUGCUGAUCAUGGUGCUAAAAACUCUAUUUUAAACUUUGCCAACUCUAAAGAAACAAAUAGAUUUGAUGGAUCAGAAUCAUGGUCUGCCUCAAUCAAUGAUAAGAACCAAUUCCUCAUUGCUGGUGGUCCAGUAGUACACGAAUUUGUUGCUAUUUCAACCCAAGGCCGUGGUGAUUUUGAUCAAUGGGUUUCUUCAUAUAAACUUAGAUACACAUUUGACAAUGUUUCAUGGUUUGAAUAUAACAAUGGUCAAGUUUUCAAUGGAAAUACUGAUAGAAACACUGUUGUAACUCAUGUUUUCCAACAACCAAUUCGUGCUAGAUCUAUUGCUAUCCAUCCAGUUACAUUCAAUAACCACAUUUCACUUCGUUGGGAGCUUUAUACUAAACCAGCAGAAAGUAACUUUGUACAAGUUGGUCACGUUUCAAUUGGUGAUAGAACUCUUAAUUCCGGUAAUGGCUCUCGUGAUACACUUCGUCAUGUUAACUUUGAUAGACCAUUCGGCAAGGUACCAAUCGUUGCCCUUGGAUCCACCCAAAUUGAUGCUAGAACUGAUAAUGGUCAAAUGAGAUGGCGUGUUGAUGCUGUCAAUGUUACACCAACCGGUUUUGAUGUUAAAUUUACAACAUGGGGUGAUAAUUUAUUAUAUGAUGUCUCUGUUGACUAUGUUGCAGUUGAACAUUAAUUAUAAAGUUAAUAAAGUGUAAUCAAAAUUAUUUGUAAAUAAUU
Molecule: messenger RNA, 895 nt
Organism: Dictyostelium purpureum
Lineage: Eukaryota; Evosea; Eumycetozoa; Dictyosteliales; Dictyosteliaceae
Exons: 3
Coding region: 90-851 (253 amino acids)
Biological process (GO): cell-cell adhesion
Cellular component (GO): cell surface; phagocytic vesicle; protein complex involved in cell adhesion
Molecular function (GO): oligosaccharide binding; polysaccharide binding; N-acetylgalactosamine binding
Source: RefSeq, a predicted model, not a curated record